UUAAAAGGCUUGUUACAGUUUGAUCCAAAAAUGAAAUUCUAUUAUCAUUACACCAUUUUCAUUAUACUGUAAUUUGGACGAUUUAGUUAAGUUUGAGAAGGAGCGGCGGAGCGGAAUCAGAUCCUCACCUUGCAGCCAUCGUCAACGCCACUUUCCACCACGUCACUCUCUCUCUUCCUUUUCUCUGUGUUCGGUGCGCCAAAGCCUUUUUCGGGGACCGCAAAAGGGCUGCUGCUUCUGCAACAAACAAGGCCUCGCAUGGUGGGAUCGACUCUCAAUCCCUUAUUAUCCAAUCAACAUGUUUUACUGGUAGAAGUGAAGAAGACGGAGGAAUAGAGUAGUAAAAGCGCUUUGAAGAUAUGGGAUCUUUUAAGGGCCAUGUUCUUCCAGGGACGCUGUUUCUUCUGGUUGGUGUUUGGCACGUAUGGAGUGCUCUGCUUCGGUACAUAUCAAAUCCCAGUUUGUUUCGCGUUCGUGUGUGGAAUCCUAUGCCUGGAUUCGAUGGAAAACUCAAAUACUUAGAGCUUUAUGUUAUUGUCAUUGGCGGUUUCAUUGAUUUGUGUAUUGAGCUUUUGUAUUCAACCCAUCUUAAGUUCUUCGUUAAUGGAGUUUUGAACCCUUCGCACAUGAACAACUUUGAACAUUCGGGGAUGCUUCUCAUGUUCUUCAUUUUUGGAGUCAUCACUUUGCUCUCUGAAAAGUCCAGAUUUGUUCGUCUACCAGAUGAAGCACUCUGUCUGAUUGCUGCCACGGCAUUCUGCGCUGAGUAUCUGUUGUUUUACUUUCAUUCAACUACUCAUAAAGGCCUUGAAGGUUACUACCAUAUUAUCCUUGUCCUCUUGAUAGGGCUCUGCAUUUUGUCAACCGUUGCUGGAGCUAUUUUACCUACCAGCUUUCCAGUUGACGUGUGCAGCGGUAUCGCCAUCACCCUUCAGGGGCUUUGGUUUUAUCAGACAGCCUUCACUCUGUAUGGUCCAAUGAUGCCUGAUGGUUGUGAGCUCAAGGAUGAUAUGAUGGUCAUGUGUCACUCAAAAGAUAGUGAGGUUAGGGGUGAAUUCCUUGCAAAUUUCCAGCUCUUUUCCAUGGUCAUUGGAGUUCUUGGUGGAGUCGUUGGAGUUUACUGCUUUGCAGGGUCGAAGUACGGGCGAUCCGACCUCAGAAGUUCGAAUGCCAUCCAAGACUAAAUUGUAAUCCCGGGUAAAAGUGAGUUUCACUAAAAUGAGAAUGAAACCACCAAAAAAAAUGGAGGAAAUGAAGAGAUGGGGAAGAAAAGAGAGGUUGCAGUUGUGUCCUUUUACAGAUUACUUUGUAAUAUUUUGAGGCAAAUAGUUCUUUAUGCUCAUUCUCCGAUGACUUUACAGGGUCUUGUUGCUAUCAUGUGACAAUGGCAAAGAUAGUCUAGUUUUAUAACUUUUUUUUCUUUUGACGGCCUGAUUGAAAAUUAUAGUUUCAUUUUGAAAAUUUCAUAUAUACGAUUUUAUACCACCUCUAUUUAUUAUUUAUCUUAAUAAUAACAUUUAAAAAUAACGUGAACUUACGGCUCUUCAGUGCUUAUAUGUUGAAGGUCAAGUGUACAAGGAUACUAAUAUUCCUUCUAUUUUGUUGGAUCCAAAAGGGGAAAAACAUUGUGGACACAUGAAAUUCAAAUUUCUUUGAUGAGUACGAACAUGAUAAAAAUUGAAAAGAAUAAUUGUUUAGAGAUGGAGGGAGAUUAAUAUAUUCAUGGUUUAAUAUGGGUUCUGAGGGUUCGAGCUUCUCUCAACUUUAUGCUCAUUUUAUAAUAUAUAUAUAAAAAACUAAUAAAGUAUCAAUAACUUUAGUUAGUCUAAUGGUAAAAACGUCUUCCAAUCCCUUUUGAGCUCUGGUUUGAAUUUCAUUCCUUUUAUUUAUUUCUUAAAUUUUCCUUCCUUUGACAAUCCUAUAAAUUUUUACUGAGUUAUAAAGUCUUCAUCAACAAAAGUUUUGAAUCCAUCGGUGAAUAUAUAUGUGUACACGCAUAUGUACAUCCUCAUGUAUGCAUGUUUUUAUCAUGAUGUUGGAUUUUUUUUUGCUGGUCAUGGGAAUUGGUGUUUGGAAUUGGUGUUUGUUGUAUGUUCUUGUACAUUUUCUUUCUUUUUCAAUGGAAGCGCCGUUUUUUUU
Messenger RNA from Benincasa hispida (wax gourd), 2139 nucleotides. Its product is annotated as plant viral-response family protein. NCBI's taxonomy places the organism in Eukaryota, Viridiplantae, Streptophyta, Magnoliopsida, Cucurbitales, Cucurbitaceae. The record is from RefSeq and is a predicted model, not a curated record.